Molecule: messenger RNA, 1834 nt
Organism: Gracilinanus agilis (Agile Gracile Mouse Opossum)
Lineage: Eukaryota; Metazoa; Chordata; Mammalia; Didelphimorphia; Didelphidae
Gene: SLC5A9
Product: solute carrier family 5 member 9
Exons: 9
Coding region: 133-1395 (420 amino acids)
Biological process (GO): transmembrane transport
Cellular component (GO): plasma membrane
Molecular function (GO): D-glucose:sodium symporter activity
Source: RefSeq, a predicted model, not a curated record
AGAGCCAGCCUCAAUGUCUACGACAUCUUGGUUAUCGUAUCCUACUUUGUCUUUGUCCUGGCAGUGGGGAUCUGGUCUUCCUUCCGGGCCAGCAGAGGCACAAUUGGGGGCUAUUUCUUGGCUGGAAGAUCCAUGACUUGGUGGCCGAUCGGUGCUUCUCUGAUGUCCAGCAAUGUGGGCAGUGGCUUAUUCAUUGGCCUGGCUGGGACAGGGGCAGCUGGAGGUCUGGCUGUGGGGGGCUUCGAAUGGAAUGCAACUUGGCUGCUCCUGGCACUUGGCUGGGUCUUUGUUCCUGUCUACAUCGCAGCAGGGGUCGUCACGAUGCCCGAGUACCUGAAGAAGCGGUUUGGAGGCCAGAGGAUCCAAGUGUACAUGUCCGUUCUGUCCCUCAUCCUGUACAUCUUCACCAAGAUUUCAACUGACAUCUUCUCUGGAGCCCUGUUCAUCCAGGUGGCCUUGGGCUGGGAUCUCUACCUGUCCACCGUCAUCCUCCUGGUUGUGACAGCCAUCUACACCAUUGCAGGUAAUGACCCUUGGAGUCAGGGAGUCAGUGGGGAUGGAGCAAUAGGAAGAGAGGAGGAGAGAAACCUCAGUCCUGGCCCCGGCCUGAGCCUUCUCUGCCCCUUUCUCUCUAGGGUCUUCAUCGUGUUCUUGGUCGUCAUCAGCAUAGUCUGGAUUCCCAUCAUCCAGAGUGCCAACAGUGGGCAGCUCUUCGACUACAUCCAGGCUGUCACCAGCUACCUGGCGCCCCCCAUCACGGCCCUCUUCCUCCUGGCCAUCUUCUGCCAUCGGGUCACGGAGCCGGGAGCCUUCUGGGGCCUCAUGUUUGGCCUGGUGGUGGGUGCCCUGCGGAUGAUCCUGGAGUUCUCCUAUGGGGCUCCCUCGUGUGGGGAGAAGGACCCCCGGCCGGCCAUCCUGAAGGACAUGCACUAUCUCUACUUCGCUCUGCUCCUCUUUGGCCUCACGACUGCCGUCAUCCUCGCCGUCAGCCUCUUCACAGCCCCCAUCCCGGAGGACAAGCUCAUUCCCCUGACCUGGUGGACCCGAAACUCCAGAGCACCCGCCCUGGAAGGGCACUAUCACACCCACCCACCAAGGGACAGAGACCCGGAACUGUCAGCCCAGGAGAGUCAGACAGAAGAGAGAUUGAGGGAUGAGACUGACCUGAAAAAGGAAGAAUCUCCAGUUUCCACCCAGUCCUGUUGGCAGAAAUUUUAUUUCUGGUUCUGUGGGCUUUCCUCAACCCCCACACCUAUCCUGAGUCCUGAAGAAAAGGCUGCAAUGGAAAGAAAACUGACGAGUAUAGAGGAGACACCACUGUGGAGGCGCGUUUGUGACAUCAAUGCAAUCCUUCUACUCACCAUCAACAUCUUCCUCUGGGGCUAUUUUGCCUGAGUGACUCAUGUGGCCCCACAUCAGUCUAGAAGGAAUAGACCCACUCCUAUCAACCUGCCAGAAAGGCUACCAUUGGAUUUAAUGGAGGGAGGAAGAUCUUGGAUAUGAACCAUGAUGAUCGCAGGAUACAAAAGGUCAGUUGGAACUGGACAGGACUUGAGACCACCUCCACCAGUCAUUUGCCUACCCAUCCUCAUCUCUGCUGAUUGGUAACCUACUGGACUAGCCCAAAGGACAGAGCACUAGACUUGGCACUUGAAGCCUCAUCCAUGUACUCCUUGCUCAGAUAGCCAAGGACUAAAGGCAAAGUCAUUUCCCCUCUUAGGCUGUUUCCCCAUUUGUAUGGCCCUUGAAGGUUUACAAAAAGCUUUCCUCCUAAGAGCCUUAUGAGGUAGGGAGUACAGCAUCACUAUUCUCUUUUUACAGAUGAGGACAUUAA